UUAGGCACAACACCGGAAACAGACAAGUAAACGGAAGUGAACAAGGCUAAGAACAACUUCCACGUUAGCGGUUUUAUUUAGACGUUUUAACAUCCUGGAACUCAAAAUCAGAUUAAUUGAACUGCACAUCAUCACCCCGUAUAGUGUUUAGUUCGCGUUUGAGACAGGACUUAUUUGAUAGCUAACUAGCUAACAAUGGCUAACUGUAUGAUUUUUCAAACUCAAAUAGCCUCCAUCAUGGAGGUGCUAGCGAAUGCAGCCGUGGCAGAGAUCUGUAAACUCGUAGACGACGACUAUGCAGUGUUUCGUUUGGAAAUAACUCAAAGCCAGAAAGAAAACAGGGCAUUGCGGAGGAAACUACUGGAAUCGAAGGUGGCACGGGAGCGCGCAGAAAGGACAACGCGAGAGCGCGUCCUCGCCAGUCGUCCCAGUAGUGUCAAGAUUGUCGAACGAUACAGAGGAAUGGCAAGAGGUGAAGGACAUCUCACUGGAGGCCACAGGAGCUUUGUGAAGCCAGUGGGACACAAUACUUGGAGAGAUGACCAACCAAUAACUGUUGAUGAGGGGAGUGGAACCUCAACCCAGCAAGUUAUCGUGAUAGAGUCUGCAGAUGCAGAGGCUGAAGAUCCUGGUGUCAAGCUAGAGGGGUCUGAAGGAGAGGAGGACCCAUGGCACAGCAGAGACAUCCAAACUGGAACGGCUGAAUCGCCCCAUGUAAACAGAAAAGACCCAACCGCCCCAGCACAGCCAAGGACCCGAGGCAGCAUCACGGAGGAGGAGGAGGGUCUGGAGGUGCUGCUGGUGAAGGAGGAGGGGUGUGAGGAGGGUCUGGGGAACCCUGAGGGGACCAUGGUCAUGAAGGACAACCUGACUACACCUCCUGAACCCACAGAGGAACCAACUAAGAAGCACAGGACCAAACACACUGAGCCAGGAGACAUGGAGGAUGGGAAGAUUGAUCUGCUGGUAGUCAAAGAGGAGAGAAUAGAAGACAUAUCCGAGAGCACUGACCUGCUGAGUGGACUAAAGAUGGGGGAGCAAGGUGGUUGGCUAGAGGCUAACAGAGGAGUCUGGGUGUCCAUCUUGGAUUCCAAGACCGGUGUAGCCAAUAGCCCAGGGGAUGAUAUCACUGAGCAGGCCAGGACCAGAAGCAACAUAGUGGAGGUCAGCGGAUGGGACAGCGUCCUCAAUUCUGGGCUGGGGAACAACACUGUUAACCACAACCAGAAACAGACAGUGGAACACAAAACAACAGCUGAACUUAGUCUCCAUGACAACAGACUGGCUGAGACCAGGGCGAAACGUAGAUUAGGUCUGCGAGGGCGGGGAGGUGUCUGUAUUCAGCUGGAGAGAACAGACACAGAGUUGGUUAGCGAUGCUCCCUCCUGCUCCUAUAGUUGUGAUUCAGAGAGACUGAUGGUGACUCAGGUUAACCCCCUAACAGGUGCUGCCUUCAACCUGCCUUCUAUAGGAUCUAUCAACUGGAACAUGGACCCUGAGACAACACAGACACUCCCUGGCCUUCGUCCUCCUCACACUUUCCUAAUGUUAAACCAGACCUCAGACAAUGCCAGUGCCUCAACACUAAAUGGCUACGCAAGCCCAUUGACAAAUGAAAGUGGUAGUAAUGCUAUCAGCAGAUCCAGUGGCAAAGAGAAGCGCUUCCUGUGUUCGUUCUGUGGGAAAGCCUUCAGUUUCCCAAAACAGGUGGAGAUCCACCAGAGGAUGCACACGGGGGAGAAACCAUUCAGCUGCCAUCUGUGCCGGGCUAGUUUCUCCCACUCGUCUAGCCUGAAAAGGCACCAGAUGGUCCACACAGGGGUGAAACCCUUCAGCUGUACCCAGUGUAACAUGCGCUUCGCCCAAGCUGGUGACCUGAAGAGGCACCAGAGGGUCCACACAGGGGAGAAACCCUUCAGCUGCCCCCAGUGUGAGAAGAGGUUCACCCGUCAGAACCAGCUGAAGAUGCACCUGAAGGUCCACACAGGAGAAAGGCCAUUUUCCAAUACGCACUGCAGGAAGAGGUUCUCAGAGAGGAGCUACCUCAGGAUACACCAGCAGAAAAACCAUUCCACUCUAUAACAUUGAAAAUAACCAUUCCGCUGGAUAGUUUCUGAUGUGUUGAUCAAACCUUGCAAUAAAGACAGCAGAAAAGACCCACAGAUGCAGAUUUCGGUGUUGAAUAUUCUUUGGGAGAAUAUUUCAUCCAGACAUUGUGUGAUAUAUAUGCCUAAAAAGCCUGCAUAGUGUUUUUAUUGUGUAGGCUAUGUGAUUUUCACAAAUACCUAUUUCAUUACUUCCAUUCAACUAACCCCCAUACACUUUUAAUGAGAAAGUGAAUUGUUUUAGUUGUUAGUGGGUUUUCAUGUGGUCUAUUUAAAACUGGUUUGUGUUUAAUAAACACUGAC
This is a messenger RNA of Oncorhynchus gorbuscha (pink salmon), 2408 nucleotides long. RefSeq names its product neurotrophin receptor-interacting factor homolog. The record is from RefSeq and is a predicted model, not a curated record. The transcript is spliced from 6 exons. Gene Ontology annotation, molecular function: RNA polymerase II cis-regulatory region sequence-specific DNA binding; DNA-binding transcription factor activity. Gene Ontology annotation, biological process: regulation of transcription by RNA polymerase II. Bases 196 to 2082 code for a protein of 628 amino acids. Lineage: Eukaryota; Metazoa; Chordata; Actinopteri; Salmoniformes; Salmonidae.